Ictalurus punctatus (channel catfish) is the source of this 7666-nucleotide messenger RNA. Its product is annotated as dedicator of cytokinesis protein 9. Lineage: Eukaryota; Metazoa; Chordata; Actinopteri; Siluriformes; Ictaluridae. The coding region runs from base 368 to 6736 and encodes 2122 amino acids. The record is from RefSeq and is a predicted model, not a curated record. Gene Ontology annotation, biological process: small GTPase-mediated signal transduction; positive regulation of GTPase activity. The transcript has 55 exons. Gene Ontology annotation, molecular function: guanyl-nucleotide exchange factor activity.
CAGGAGCUGCUGGGGCACGGCGCGCGGACAUUACGCUUGACGAACGCGUGAACCAAGCAACGGGGAUGACACGACGCUGACUUGCUGCGAGAGAACGCGCUGUUUUGGGGCGCGGGAACUCUACAAAAGCACGAACGAGUGAAGUUAGUAGUCAAUGUUCAGGAACAGUGAGUUUAGGAUGAGCUUUAAUGAGUUGGACGCGGACUGGAUUAACGGGGACGUCCUGAGUAGAAGCUUGACCCGAGGCGCGCGCUCCAAAUAAGGGGAGCUGAGAGGAAAACACGGGCGGAUGGUGUGGAGUCCGUUUGCUUCCUUGCUUUAGAAAUACACGCUUGGGAACGAAUUUGUGACGGUUUGACGGUGGAAAAUGGCUCUGCCGGUACAAGCCGAGACGAGGAAAUUCACCCGGGGGCUCAGCAAACCGGGAACAGCCGCCGAGCUGCGACAGAGCGUCUCCGAGGCGGUGAGGAGCUCCGUGCUGGUGCUAAAGCCACGUUUGAUUGAGCCGUUGGACUACGAGAGUGUCCUGGUCCAGAGGAAGACUCAGAUCCUUAGCGAUGUGCUCCGAGACAUGCUUCAGUUCCCGUUGGAGGAUUUUCAGACCUGCAUUCUGCGCCGGCAGAUCCGCACUCUGUACCCAUCAGUUCCAGAGAAUGCCCAGAGAGAAGCACACAGCCUGUUCGUGCAGGAGUGUCUUAAGACCUACAAAUCAGACUGGCACGUUGUCAACUACAAGUAUGAAGAUUAUUCUGGUGACUUUCGUCAACUCCCCAACAAAGUGUCGAGACCCGAUAAGCUGGCAGUUCAUGUGUUCGAGGUUGACGAGGAUGUCGAUAAAGACGAGGACACAGCUUCCCUGGGCUCUCAGAAGGGAGGUGUUAGUAGACAAGGCUGGCUUUACAAAGGCAACAUGAACAGUGCGAUCAGUGUCACUAUGAGGUCUUUCAAAAGGAGGUAUUUCAACCUCACGCAAUUAGGAGACGGCUCCUAUAACCUGAACUUCUAUAAGGAUGAAAAGAUCUCCAAGGAGCCGAAAGGAACCAUCUUCCUAGAUUCCUGCAUGGGUGUGGUUCAGAAUAAUAAGGUGCGCAGGUUUGCAUUUGAACUGAAGAUGCAGGAUAAGAGUGCAUAUCUGUUGGCCGCCGACUCUGAAAGUGAGAUGGAGGAGUGGAUCAGCACUCUGAACAAAAUACUUCACAGCAGCUUUGAGCUCGCCAUGCAAGAGAAGAGGAAUGGAGACCUACAUGAUGACGAUGAACUGGGGAAGACUGACAGCUCUUCUGGAAAUAUGGACAGCUUUCAGAGUGCCAGAGACAUCGAGUCUAAGAUGAGAAAUGAAACUCGGCUAAAGCUCUUCACAUUGGAUUCAGACACGCAGAUAUCUGGACGUGUCUGCAUACAGAAGCUGGACUUCUCUGGGAUCGAGCCGGAAAGCAGACCUUUUGAGGAGAAGUUUGGGAAGCGGCUUCUCGUGAAAUGCAACGACCUGUCAUUCAACCUGCAGAGCUGUGUGGCAGAGAAUGAGGAGGGCCCAACCACCAACGUGGAGCCGUUCUUCGUGACACUGUCCCUGUUUGAUAUUCAGAACAGUCGGAAGAUCUCGGCGGAUUUCCACGUAGACCUAAACCACCCGUCAGUAAGAGCCAUGAUUCCAGGCUCUGGUGUUCAGAUCUUUAAUGGAGCUUCAGAUGCAGCACAGCAAACACAGAAUGAGCUCCCCGAGAGUUUUCUGCAGUAUCCACGACAGAUGACCGACUCUUCAUUCAGAAUCAGCAAUACACAGUGGCAAGGAGAUGCUGAAAGAAAUGGAGUGUUUUCUGUGAUGUGUCCACACCCAGAUAUCUUCCUGGUGGCUCGGAUUGAGAAAGUUCUUCAGGGUGGAAUAGCUCACUGUGCUGAGCCAUACAUGAAAAGUUCUGAUUCCACCAAGACAGCACAGAAGGUGCUGAAGAAUGCUAAAGUAGCAUGUAGCAGGCUCGGGCAGUACAGGAUGCCAUUUGCUUGGGCAGCCAGACCUUUGUUUAAGGAUGCAAAUGGGGCACUGGAUAAAUCUGCACGUUUCUCUGCAAUCUACAGGCAGGACAGUAACAAGCUAUCUGAUGAGGAUAUGUUCAAACUUCUGGCAGAUUUCAAGAAGCCAGAGAAAAUGGCUAAGCUGCCAGUGAUCCUGGGGAAUCUGGAUGUCACUAUCGACAACGUGGCCCCAGAUCUCCCAAACUGCAUAACAUCCUCGUAUAUCCCAGUGCGCCAGUUUGAGAGCAGUAAUUGGAACGGGGUGUUGUUUGAGGUUGAGGAGUUUGUGCCAUGUAUAGCGAAAUGCUCACAACCCUUCACCACCUAUAACAAUCACCUGUAUGUCUACCCACGCCACCUCAAAUAUGACAGCCAGAAGACCUUUGCUAAGGCUAGAAACAUUGCUGUGUGUGUGGAGUUUAGAGACUCGGAUGAGGAGGAUGCACUUCCUUUAAAGUGUAUAUAUGGUCGUCCAGGUGGAUCGCUUUUCGCUAAGAAUGGCAUUGCUGCGGUGUUGCAUCAUCAGCAGAGUCCUGAGUUUUAUGAUGAGUUUAAGAUUGAGCUGCCUACUCAGCUGAAUGAGAAGCACCACCUUCUGUUCACAUUCUACCACAUCAGCUGUGACACCAACAGCAAAGCUAGCACUAAGAAGCGGGAACAGGUGGAGAUACAGGUGGGCUAUGCAUGGCUGCCCUUACUGAAGGAUGGCAGAGUGAUUAUGAAUGAACAGAAUAUUUCUGUAGCUGCAAACCUGCCCGCUGGUUACCUCAGCUGCCAGGAGGGCAACAGCAAGCAGCACACAGGCCCUGAAGUGAAGUGGGUUGAUGGAGGAAGGCCACUGUUUAAGGUCUCCACUCACCUUGUGUCCACCAUCUACACACAGGAUCAGCAUCUGCACAAUUUCUUCCAGCACUGUGAGAGCACUGUGUCUGCAGCCCAAUCCACAGGAGGCGAGCUGGUCAAAUACCUUAAGAGUCUGCAUGCAGUGGAAGCUCACGUGAUGAUAAACUUCCUACCCACAAUUCUGAACCAGCUGUUCUGCGUUCUCACCAGCGCAUCUCUCGAGGACGUGGCGGUCAAUGUCACACGAGUUAUGAUCCAUAUAGUGGCUCAGUGCCACGAGGAGGGCUUGGAACAUUAUCUACGGUCAUAUGUCAAGUACGUGUUUAUGUCAGAUGCUAACACAGCCACUGGUAAAACGGUGCACGAGGAGCUGGCCAAAGCCAUGACCACCAUUCUAAAGCCCUCCACAGACUUCCUCACCAGCAACAAACUGCUCAAGUACUCCUGGUACUUUUUUGAGGCCUUAGUGAAGUCCAUGGCACAGUACUUGAUAGAAAGCGGUAAAGUUAGGCUGUCCAGGAACCAGCAUUUCUCAGCCUCGUUUCACCACACAGUGGAGACCUUGGUGAAUAUGCUGAUGCCUCACAUCACGCAGAAAUACAAAGACAACCUGGAUGCAACGCGCAAUGCCAACCACAGCCUGGCUGUCUUCAUCAAGCGCUGUUUUACUUUCAUGGAUCGCGGCUUUGUCUUCAAGCAGAUCAACAACUAUAUCAACUGCUUUAUGCCUGGAGAUGCCAGGACACUGUGCGAGUUUAAAUUUGAGUUCCUGAAGGUGGUGUGCAACCAUGAGCACUACAUCCCUCUUAAUCUGCCCAUGCCAUUCGGGAAAGGGCGGAUUAUGAGAUUUCAAGCCGCUCCCUACUACAGUAUGGAGUCUCAGUCUGCUCUAGAUCUUCUGCUGGACUACUCUCUAACUGAUGACUUCUGUAAGAAUCACUUCCUGGUUGGGCUUUUAUUAAGGGAGGUGGGUGCAGCUCUACAGGAGUUUCGUGAUAUUCGUCAAAUAGCCAUCCAGGUGCUGAAGAACAUGAUGAUCAAACAUACAUUUGAUGAUCGUUACACCUCCAAGAGUCAGCAGGCACGGUUAGCUACGCUAUACCUGCCUCUCUUUGGCCUACUCCAGGAGAACGUCCACAGACUCAAUAUUAAAGAUACCACACCCUUGACCAACAGUCUCUCCAGCAGCACUGUACGUGAUGAACCGGUCCCUACCGGCUCUUUGAUGACACCCCAUAAAACAGGGAGUCAUAUCGAGAGCAGCCUGCAUAAGGAUGUGUUUGGGGUUAUAUCUGGAACAGUCACUCCACAUGCGUCCUCCACUCCAAACAUCUCUGUACGUCACGCUGACUCGCGCUGCUCCCUCAUCAGCACUGACUCAGGAAGCAGCCUACCUGAACGUAGCAAUGACAAAUCCCAGCCUCUUGACAAGCAGUGCAAUGUGGCUGCAGCUCUGGGUGGAUCCCUCCUGCGCUGUGAUAAACUAGAGCAGUCUGAAGUGAAGAGCCUGUUAAUGUGUUUCCUCCAUGUGCUCAAGAGCAUGUCUGAAGAUGCCCUCUUUACGUACUGGAAUAAAGCUUCAUCUGGAGAUCUGAUGGACUUUUUCACUCUGUUGGAACUGUGUCUCCACCAGUUCAGAUACAUGGGGAAGCGAUAUAUUGCCAGGAGCCAGGAAGGGUCUGUAGCACAUGAGCGCAAAUCUCAGACUCUACCUGUGUCCCGCAGUAGAGCCGGAAUGAUGCAUGCUCGCUUACAGCAGCUCAGCAGCUUGGAUAACUCGUACACUUACAACCACACCUACAGUCAUUCGGAUGCAGAUGUGUUAAACCAGUCACUGCUGGAGGCGAAUAUUGCUACUGAAGUGUGUCUGACAGUACUGGAUGUACUAAGCAUCUUCAUCAUGGGAUUUAAGACCCAGCUGAGCUUAGAUCAUGGACACAACCCCCUGAUGAAAAAGGUGUUUGCAGUCCAUCUGUGUUUUCUACAAAUCAACCAGUCAGAGACAGCCCUCAAACAAGUCUUCACUUUCCUGCGCACCUUUAUCUACAAGUUCCCUAGUACAUUUUUCGAGGGCCGUGCGGAUAUGUGCGCAUCCUUCUGUUAUGAGAUCCUAAAGUGCUGUAACUCUAAACUCGGCUCUAUCCGCUCCGAUGCCGCCCACCUGCUUUACUUUCUCAUGAAGAGUAAUUUUGACUACACGGGCAGGAAGUCCUUUGUUCGCACCCAUCUGCAGGUGGUGAUUGCUGUCAGUCAACUGAUUGCUGAUGUUAUCGGAAUUGGUGGGAUGAGGUUUCAGCAGUCUCUGUCCAUCAUAAACAACUGUGCAAACAGUGACAAGACCAUUAAAAACACCGCUUUUCCAUCUGACGUGAAAGACCUGACAAAGCGAAUCCGUACAGUCCUGAUGGCCACAGCUCAGAUGAAGGAGCAUGAGCGAGAUCCAGAGAUGCUGGUGGACCUGCAGUACAGUCUGGCCAAGUCGUACGCCAGCACUCCUGAACUGCGCAAAACCUGGCUGGACAGCAUGGCCCGCAUCCAUGUCAAGAAUGGGGAUCUGUCUGAGGCCGCCAUGUGUUACGUGCAUGUGGCAGCACUGGUAGCCGAAUACCUUCAAAGAAAAGGCAUGUUUAAACAGGGCUGCUCUGCAUUUCGAGUGGUCACGCCCAACAUUGACGAGGAGGCAUCUAUGAUGGAAGAUGUAGGCAUGCAGGACGUGCACUUCAAUGAGGACGUCCUAAUGGAGCUUUUAGAGGAGUGUGCCGAUGGACUCUGGAAAGCAGAACGAUAUGAGCUCAUCUCUGAUAUCUACAAGCUCAUCAUACCUAUCUAUGAGAAACGCAGAGACUUUGAGAAACUGGCUCACCUAUAUGAGACACUCCACCGUGCAUACAGUAAGGUCACUGAGGUGAUGCACACAGGAAAGAGGCUCCUGGGAACCUACUUCAGGGUGGCCUUCUUCGGACAGGGAUUCUUUGAGGAUGAAGAUGGAAAAGAAUACAUCUAUAAAGAGCCCAAAUUUACCCCUCUGUCAGAGAUCUCUCAGCGACUCCUUAAACUCUACUCAGAGAAGUUCGGUGCAGAGAAUGUCAAAAUGAUCCAGGACUCAGGAAGGAUUAAUCCUAAAGACCUGGAUUCCAAGUAUGCAUAUAUACAGGUGACUCAUGUCACUCCCUUCCUGGAGGAAAAGGAGCUGGUGGAGAGGAAGACUGAAUUCGAGAGGAGCCACAACAUCCGUCGUUUUGUAUUUGAGAUGCCCUUCACUGUCUCGGGCAAGAAGCAGGGUGGUAUCGAGGAGCAAUGCAAACGCAGGACUAUUCUCACCACCACACACUGUUUCCCAUACGUUAAGAAGCGGAUAGCGGUGAUGUAUCAGCACCACACAGACCUGAAUCCCAUCGAGGUGGCUAUUGAUGAGAUGAGUAAAAAAGUAGCCGAGCUGCGGCAGCUCUGUGCCUCGAGUGAAGUGGAUAUGAUCAAACUACAGCUCAAACUACAGGGAAGCAUCAGCGUACAGGUGAAUGCUGGCCCACUGGCCUAUGCUAGAGCUUUCCUUGAUGAUACCACAUCUAAGAAAUACCCUGAUAACAAAGUUAAACAGCUCAAAGAGGUGUUUAGGCAGUUUGUGGAGGCAUGCGGUCAUGGGCUGGGCAUUAAUGAGAGGCUCAUCAAAGAGGACCAGCAGGAGUAUCAUGAUGAAAUGAAGGCCAACUACAGAGACCUCACCAGGGAACUCUCUGCAAUUAUGCAUGAGACGAUCUCUCCUGUGGAGGACGUCAUGAAGAGUCCCCUGCCUGACUCCCUUCACAUCUUCAAUGCCAUCAGUGGCACUCCCACUGCAGCCAGCAUCCAGGGCAUGCCCACCUCCUCUUCUGUGGUCUGAGCUUCACCCUGCACUCAGCUUAGCCCUGCAACCUUUUACAUUUGGUGCAUGACUGCGUUCACACACAACUCUUAACAGCAAGAUGUCGUCCCGUCCCCCCCCCAAUUUGUUUCUCCAUUUCUCUAUCCUUAAAACCCAGAGGAGAAUCUCUGUUUCAUGAGUGUCCCUAAUAGUGACCAUGGAAUAGAGGAUAGCGUAGCAGUAUGUGACCUAUUAGCUUGGUUUACGUAAACAUAUAUUUUUAAGGAUUUUUUUUUUAUUUAGUUUCUAUCCCAUUCUGACUGGGAAUCUGAGUUACUGUUUCCUGUGGAGACUUUUUACGUGUUAUUUACCCAUCAUCUGCCAAGUGUUUUUUUUUUUUUUUUUUUUUUUUUUUUUUUUUUAAAUCAUCAUUACUGAUUUGUUUCUUGCUCCUUGUUUGCUAUUUCUAACUUAAAACUCCAUAGUAAUACCAUAUGUACAGAAUUUCAGUUUCAGACGUCUUACAGAUGGUCUGCUUGGCCGCUUUGUUUUGAAUUUAGUUUUGCUUUUCUCUGUUUUAAAUGAGAAGAAAAAUAUGUGAUGGAAUACACAAACCUAAGCAUCAAACACAGACACGAAUCACUUUAAUGUCUCAGAUGGAGAUAUUUUUAAAGCCAUGAUAUUAUGUGUAUAAAUAUCUGAACAGAGUGCAAUAUGAAGCAAGCGGAGCUCUUGCUGUGUUUGAUACACUGUAAGCAUGGUGUUAUUACUUCUUGCCAAAGAGUUGAGGAGAGGAGCCACUGAAGGAGCAGACACAUUUACCACAUUAGUGUUCCUUUAAAUGUUUAUCAAAUGCUUUUUUAUAUUCACAAUGGUGAUUUUUUUUUCAAUCUCUAUUUAAUAGAAAGUCACUGUUCUACUGUAUGAAAACUGUUCCUGUUUGAAAUAAAUGUCACUAUUUUAACAUUG